Messenger RNA from Cygnus atratus (black swan), 511 nucleotides. Its product is annotated as protein BRAWNIN. The transcript has 2 exons. Gene Ontology annotation, biological process: mitochondrial respiratory chain complex III assembly. The record is from RefSeq and is a predicted model, not a curated record. Lineage: Eukaryota; Metazoa; Chordata; Aves; Anseriformes; Anatidae. The coding region runs from base 55 to 258 and encodes 67 amino acids. Gene Ontology annotation, cellular component: mitochondrion.
GCGCGCCCGCCCCGCUCCGCUCCGCUCCGCUCCGCCCCGCCCCGCCCCGCCGCCAUGCCCGCCGGCGUGCCCUGGCCCACCUACCUGAAGACGCUGGCGGCCAGCCUGCUGGCCAUGCUGGCGGGGGCGGAGGUGGUGCACAGGUACUACAGGCCCGACCUCAGUAUACCUGAAAUACCUCCUAAGCCUGGAGAGCUGAGAACAGAACUGUUGGGUGUAAAAGCAAGAUCGAGCAAAGCUGAAACAUCCCAGCACUGACCACGCUUUACUUAUGUUAUGAAAACUCGAACUGAUAAAGCAUUUGUUCAACUAUCUCGACUGUAGAAAUCCACAUGAAAUAUUCUUUAUGCUUUUUUGUUUCACUGAAGUAGAGUUACAGGCAGCAUACAUUGUAAAUAAACGUGUGAUGAAUACUGUCGGAAGUCCAAUCAGUUGUUUACCAAAGAGCGUAUGAUUUUUAGUCUUGAUUUGCAGUGUAAAUAUCCUCCAAAAUAAAAGAUGUGAAUUCACA